UUGGAGAGAGAAAGAGGCAUUACGAUUCAGUCGGCCGCCAUCACCUUUAACUGGCCAUUACCGGAAGACUGUCAGCCAGGAACGCAUCCCAAGACGAUCAAUCUCAUUGAUACGCCCGGCCAUCAGGACUUUAGAUUUGAGGUCGACAGGUGUCUCCCUGUUCUCGAUGGAGCUGUAUGCAUCAUCGACUCGGUGAAGGGUGUAGAGGCUCACACAGAGAGAGUCUGGGCUUCCGCACAUGAACACAAGAUCCCUCGCAUCGUCUUCGCCAACAAGUUGGACCGAGAAGGUGCAUCUUUCCGCAAGUCGGUUCUUGAAAUCGGAUCCCGACUGAACGGAUGGCCCCUCGUCUGUCAGAUUCCAUGGUGGGAGGGCGAUCAGUUCGUUGGCGUCAUCGAUGUCAUUGACCGCGUUGGAUACCGCUGGAAAUCGGAGAAGCAGAAGGUCAAGUACGACACCGCACAGCUCCAGGAGGUGCUUUCGGGCAACCCGCUUCUGCAAGAGAUUGAAACCGCUCGGGAAAGACUGAUCGAAGGUCUCGCCGAUUGGGAUGAGGCUAUCAUGGACCUCUUCGCGGACGACCCGAGCAAGAUUACCAGCCAGAUGCUCAAGAGCGCCGUCAGAAAGGCUAUCCGUACGGGCGACGGAAACGUCAUUCCCGUCCUGGCCGGCGCAAGUUUCCGGCAUAUUGGUGUUGAGCCCUUGAUGGACGCCAUUGUCGACUACCUCCCCAGCCCAGAUGAGCGACCCGAGCUUGAGGUCCGCAUAGGAGGCAACAAGCAGGAACUCCAGACCUUGCUUGAUAGCCAUGACAAGCUCCCGGCUAAGAAGGCCCAUGGUCGUGUAUCUGCCGUGGCAUCUGUCUUCAAAGUCUACACACAUCCGAAGGAGGGAGUCCUGAGUUUCGUGAGAGUUUACCACGGUGAACUGCACAGGAACUCGGCUACUUGGAACACUCACACUCAGACGUCGGAGAAGCCGUUCGGUCUUUUGCAAAUUUCCGCCGAAAAGACUGAGGACGUGCAGCAUCUCGCGACGGGCCAAAUCGGCGCUAUCAAGGGGCUGAAAAAGGCUCGCACGGGAGACACUCUUCUCACAUCUGUUGGCAACAAGCAGGUUCCCGAUAGCCUCAAGCACAUCCACGUUAGACCGCCCGAAAUCCCGCCCGCGGUUGCUUUCCUGGCCAUCGACGCUCAAAGCAACACUGCCGCCCAGGAGCUUGAGAUAGCUUUGGAGAAUGCUUCCCGAGAAGAUCCCAGUUUGAGAUGGUACCGGGACGAGAAGACAGAACAAUUCAUUCUCCAGGGUAUGGGUAAGCUCCACCUGGACAUCGCCGUCUACAACCUGAAGCAGAACCCCAAGGUGCAGGCAGACUUCGGCCCCAUCGAAGUCGAUUACAAAGAGUGCAUCACCGCUCCGAUCGGUCCUCAUCGUGUAACUUUCGACAGAGUCGUCGCCAGCAAGUCCGGCAUGGUCUCCUGCAGCGCGACGAUCGAACCGCUCGAAGACCACCACCGCGAAGCCGCCCUCGAACCAACUGUCGAGCGCGAUGGCAACCUGAUCCACAUCAUCAUCGACCUCCCCGACAGGAAAGGCUACAUCCCGAGCUUCGACCCCGAAGAGGCCCGUCAACAACUCCUCAACGGUGUCGUCGCCGCCGUCGCCCGUGGUCCCCGUCGCGGCUCUCCCGUACAGGGCUGCCACAUCACCAUCACCGUCGACGCCGAGGAGGUCGAGAAUCCUUCAGGCGGGCACUUCACCGGCGCAGCAUCCCGCGCGGUCCGCGAAGCCCUCCGCGAGGCGCACACCGGUCGCCAGGCUGUCGGUGUGAUGGAACCCGUCAUGCUUGUGAACAUCAGCUGUCCCGAAGCGGCAGCGGGUAUGGUGCAGCACGACAUCAGCUCCGGCGCGGGCGGACACGUUUUGGAGGUCAACGACAAGUCUGCCGAAUCAAGCUCGACGAUUGACGUGAGUAGGAUCUACGCGCCUCCGGACCCGUACGAGAGCGUUGCCUCUCUGAGGGGCAAGAAAUCAUUGGCCAGAACGGUGGAGAUCGUGGCCAAGGUGCCCUUCAAGGAGGUCCUCAACUUUGAUGAGCAUUUGAGAGGGAAGACUGGUGGUCGACACUCGAUGACCAUGGCGUUUGAUAGCUUUGAUCGCGUCGUUGGUUCGAGAGAGAAGGAUCUGUAG
Molecule: messenger RNA, 2190 nt
Organism: Colletotrichum karsti
Lineage: Eukaryota; Fungi; Ascomycota; Sordariomycetes; Glomerellales; Glomerellaceae
Product: elongation factor g
Exons: 1
Biological process (GO): mitochondrial translation; ribosome disassembly
Cellular component (GO): mitochondrion
Molecular function (GO): translation elongation factor activity; GTPase activity; GTP binding
Source: RefSeq, a predicted model, not a curated record